Molecule: messenger RNA, 3180 nt
Organism: Ostertagia ostertagi
Lineage: Eukaryota; Metazoa; Nematoda; Chromadorea; Rhabditida; Trichostrongylidae
Source: the annotation of a GenBank genome assembly
AUGGACGUGGAGAGAAUUUCAUUCAUCACUUAUUUUUCCUUCCUUCAGCUCAAUCCUGAUACAAGCGCGUUCCAACGGAAGUAUGUCAAUGAAGUUCGCCGAUGUGAUGAGAUGGAAAGGAAAUUGAGAUACCUUGAACGAGAAAUCAAGAAAGAUCAAAUUCCGAUGUUGGAUACCGGCGAGAAUCCGGACGCUCCUCAGCCACGUGAAAUGAUCGAUUUGGAGGCGACUUUCGAAAAACUCGAAAACGAACUGCGUGAAGUGAACAGGAAUGAAGAGACACUCAAGAAGAAUUUCUCUGAAUUGACCGAAUUGAAGCAUAUCCUCAGAAAGACGCAAACAUUUUUUGAAGAGGCGGGUGCUGACACAAUGGUGCCGCCCGGUGACGGCACGGAUACGGAGACGAUGGAACUAACAUCCGCAGGCACUGCGCCUCCACAUACAACUGGACCACUUUUUCAUAAUUUUGGGUGGGUGUCAGAGCAUGAAGAGCUACUGACAACUCCCGAAGAAGAUGGUCAUCAAUAUCCAGCAAUGCAGCACGACCACGCCCCACUCAAGCUUCAGUUACGCUUUGUGGCCGGCGUAAUUCGUCGUGAACGCCUACCAGCGUUCGAGCGUCUUCUUUGGCGUGCUUGCCGUGGCAAUGUUUUCUUGCGUACAUCUGAGAUUGAUGAUGUGCUUAAUGAUACAGUGACGGGCGAGCCGGUGAAUAAAACAGUGUUUAUCAUCUUUUUCCAAGGAGACCAGCUGAAGACAAAAGUCAAGAAGAUUUGUGAAGGUUUCCGCGCAACGUUAUACCCAUGCCCCGAUACUCCCCAGGAGCGACGUGAAAUGUCGAUCGGAGUGAUGACUAGAAUCGAAGACUUGAAAACUGUUCUGGGACAAACGCAGGAUCAUCGUCAUAGAGUGCUGGUAGCAGCCUCGAAGAACGUUCGCAUGUGGUUGACGAAAGUGCGAAAGAUCAAGUCGAUAUACCAUACCCUUAACUUGUUCAAUAUAGAUGUGACUCACAAAUGCCUAAUAGCUGAGUGUUGGUGCCCUGUUAGUGAGUUAGAGCGCAUCAAAAUGGCGCUCAAAAGAGGAACGGAAGAAAGUGGCAGUCAAGUGCCAUCCAUUUUGAAUCGAAUGGAUACUACUGAAGCGCCACCAACUUAUCACAAAACAAACAAAUUUACAAGAGGUUUCCAAAACAUAGUGGACUCGUACGGAAUUGCAACAUAUAGGGAAAUCAACCCCGCUCCCUACACAAUGAUCUCGUUCCCAUUUCUUUUUGCAAUAAUGUUUGGAGAUCUUGGUCAUGGUACCAUCAUGCUCCUGGCUGCCCUUUUCUUUAUUCUCAAAGAGAAGCAACUUGAAGCUGCUCGCAUAAAGGAUGAGAUCUUUCAAACCUUUUUUGGCGGUCGAUAUGUCAUCUUUUUGAUGGGCGCAUUCUCAAUAUAUACCGGAUUCCUUUACAACGAUGUGUUCGCAAAAAGCGUGAACGUUUUUGGAUCUGGAUGGACGAAUUGCUACGACCUGAAUGAGAUUGAUAGGCUCAAGUAUGGCGAAGAGAAAACUCUCAUGCUCAUUCCGGAAUACGCUUAUGAUAGCGCCGGCGGCCCAUAUCCCAUUGGAGUUGAUCCGAUAUGGAAUUUAGCAGAGUCCAACAAAUUGAAUUUUCUGAAUUCAAUGAAAAUGAAGAUUUCUGUCAUCGUUGGUAUUGCACAAAUGACUUUCGGCGUGCUGCUAAGUUAUCAAAACUACAAAUAUUUCAAAUCCGAUUUGGACAUCAAGUUCAUGUUCAUACCGCAGAUGAUAUUUUUGGCCAGCAUCUUCAUAUAUCUUUGUCUGGAGAUCAUUGUCAAAUGGCUUUUCUUCACCGCAGGGCCGCAAGCAUCCAUUUUUGGUUAUCAAUAUCCUGGUUCGAAUUGUGCACCAUCACUACUGAUCGGACUUAUCAACAUGUUCAUGUUCAAAACAUUGCCUUCUGGCUUUGUGGAUGAAGAGGGACGUCAGAAGUUCCAGUGCCACCUCAACUUCUGGUACCCCGGACAGGGAUUUUUCCAAACAAUUUUCGUACUGGUGGCGAUCGUCUGCGUACCGAUCAUGCUGUUCGCGAAGCCGUACAUGCUAUGGAAAGCAGAUAAAGAACGUCGCGAGUCUGGUCACAGACAGCUGGGUAUCGUCGAGCGGGUGCUGUUGGUGUUAGCGGUGGUGCAAGUGCCUCUGAUGCUUUUCGUCAAGCCUUUGAUUCUGCGCUACCGUAGUCGAGUGAAUGAUGCCCACUAUUUCACACUGCGCGAUGAGUUUGAAUUUGGCGAGGUGAUGGUAUACCAGGCAAUUCACACCAUUGAGUUUGUUCUUGGAUGUGUUUCGCACACUGCGUCAUAUCUUCGACUUUGGGCUCUUUCGCUAGCUCAUGCUCAGCUGUCGGAUGUCUUGUGGACAAUGGUGUUCCGUCAUUCGUUCCGUCUUGACGGCUACUAUGGAGCAGUGGCCACAUACGUUUUGUUCUUUGUUUUCGGCUCCUUAUCGAUUUUCAUUCUCGUGCUCAUGGAAGGUUUAUCAGCAUUUCUACACGCGCUUCGUCUUCACUGGGUCGAGUUCCAGUCCAAAUUCUAUGGAGGCGACAAUGCGUGCGUAUGGCUGAACGGCGCCGCCGAGGCUGAGCGACCGAUUUGGAGUCGUUUGUGGAACCAUUCUGAGAAACGGUACUGCACAGAUGGUGGUGCCAACAAAGUUGCUAAUAGAACUCCAGAAUUAAAACCGCCUGAUGUUGUCAUUGGAGACAUGGACUCGAUUCUAGCUGAUGCUUCACGGAUAGUUCUGCUCGGGGGGACAUCAGGCCGUUUCGACCACGCAUUAGCCGCCAUAAACUCGCUGUAUUAUUCAACAUCUCAGCUAAAGCUUGAGGUGUACUGUCUUGAUAGUGAGAAUCUCACAUUUGUUCUUGAUGAGGGUGAAUACACUGUGAAAAUUGAUCGUCAGUUUGUAACAGGAACUUGCGGUGUAGUGCCAUUCUGCCAAAAACCGACGGUUGUCACAAUGAGUGGAUUUCGUUGGAAUCUCGAAGACGCUACAAUGGCCUUCGGUGGUGUGAUCAGCACGUCCAACUUUAUGGAGAAUGACGUUUUGCAUGUGCGAACAUCAGCACCUCUGAUUUUCACGAUGGAACUUCAGGCUAAUGCUCUUCUUUAA